UUGCUGAACGAUUGCAACAAUGUUCUGUUAGCUCUACCUGGUCGCUUGUCUAGCCAGUCUGCUUAUAGGUUGCGCGUGGGAAAUACGAAAAACGCGCUGCUGAGACUAGCUUUCAAAACGACGAUAUUUACGCACUCGCUGCUGAUAAAUGUUGAUCGUUCUGUUUGUAUAGUAAGACAGGAGCCGUCUUUGUUACCAAAUUGUCUGCUUUCGAAAUUCAGUAGCGUGUCGGUGUGUGUGGCAUUCGUGUGCUUAGCAGUGGGCUAAACUGUAUGAGAGUACGGCAGUAGUUUGGCGUACUCAGAUCCGACUUGUGGUUAAAUGUUGGAUAAUAGCGGUUCACCAAUAAGAACUCGGUUAGCGUAAGCGGCUUGUGUGUGGGUGAACGCAAAACAGAACAAGACGCCAGUGUAGGUCUUGUAACUCUGACAGAAUUUUCAGGCAAACAAAGUAUUAUUAGGUGAAUAGGGUACUUCUUUGUGAGUCUAGUGGACCAAGCUGCUCAUCAUUGGACAUAGUUGCAAUUCGGCCAGUUCGGCUGUCCGAGAAGGGACAGCCAGCGAACAAUUGCCGAAGUGGCAGGAAUCGGCGAGACGAUCAGGGAGAAUGCGGGGGCCUUGUUGGGCGCCUUGCAGAGGGACCCACUGACUACUCUUGUCGGCCAAAAGAUCGAACAAGCUACAGAUGGAUCGUUAGCGUCUGAAAAUUGGGCCCUCAACAUGGAAAUUUGCGAUAUCAUUGCAGACACCGAUGAGGGCCCGAAGGAUGCGGUGAAAGCUAUUCGAAAGCGAUUGAUGACUAAUGCAGGCAAAAAUUACACAGUCGUCAUGUACACACUUACGGUGUUGGAAACGUGCGUUAAAAACUGCGGCCGACGCUUUCACUUAGUGGUGAGUCAAAAAGACUUCGUUCAAGACCUGUUUAAACUGAUAGGACCUAAAAAUGAUCCGCCUACAGCGGUUCAAGAGAAGGUUCUAUCACUCAUCCAGAACUGGGCGGCGGCAUUCCGUAGUAAUCCAGAAAUGCAAGGCGUCGUUCAGGUGUAUAACGACUUAAAGGCCAAGGGUGUUGAGUUUCCCGCCGCAGAUCUUGAGACGAUGGUGCCUAUUCACACCCCGCAGAGAAGUGUACUACCGCAGACCGACUCCCGAGUAUCAUCCGUUUCAUCAGUACGAAUGACGGGUUCGGCAAUGCACGGCGAACUUUUACCGUCGACCCCAAUACCUCUAAAUCGCGAGCAGACAACUAAACUCCUUCAGGAGUUUGUGGCCGUUCGGCGAAAUAUGCAGGUGUUCAGCGAGAUGCUCAGUGAUUUGGAGCCUGGUCGAGAACAUCCUCGCGACUGGGAGUUUUUACAAGAACUUCAAAAAACUUGCCACGCUAUGCAAACGAGACUCGUUGAUCUCGUUGACAAAGUUGCCAACGAGGAAAUCACCAGCGAACUUCUUCGGUUAAAUGAUGGAAUGAAUAGCCUUUUUGCUCGCUACGAGCGAUUCGAGAAAAGACGCACGGCCGUCGUCACUGGUGCUAGUGGGCAACAUUUGAAUUCAGCACGUAGCAAAGACACGCCAUCUUCACCAACAGCAGGGGCCGUUCGGGGGGGGGAUGCACAGGCAUCGCUAAUUGACUUUGGCGGCGAAGAUGUUGCUGGCGCGACGGGCGGCUUGCACAGUCUUAGUCUAGUUGAAGCUGGCGCAACAGACGGCUCUACAAAACCGAAGAAUUGUGCUGGAGCGACGGCAACGACUUCCGCAGGCCCAGUUGGAGCAGCUGGGGAUGCCGACGAAUUUGAGGCUUUUGCUCAGUCACGGACCUUCUCAGCUAAGUUCGCUACACCGGAAGCUAUGAAAACCCUCCUUCCUGAUAACGCCACGGAUUUUGAGGAGAUGGAACGGUGGCUGGAAGCUCAGGACUCUGAAGGACCUAAGACAGCAGUAGGGGAUGGUGCUGGCGCCGCAAGCGGUUCAAUAUCGACGACUGCCCGUAGUGGAGCAGCGGCAGUGUCUUCGCCAGAGUUCGAUCGUUUCCUCCAGGAGCGAGCGACUGUAGCUGAACGACUACCAACAAUCCAAGCUCAGGCAGGUGCCAAGGAAAAGACGCCUAAAGACGACCCCAACCUACUUGCCCAAUAGACAGGUGCCGUGCACAGAAGUACUACUUAAAACCACACUACACUGAAAAGAAUGAGCCAGACAAGGUGAAAAGGGAAAGGCCAUGCAGAGCAGGCUGACCCUGGGGAUGCAAUAGAGAGAAACAUAAACAGUAGAUGAGCACAUAAAUAAGAGCGCCUUGUGGUGUGGGGAAAUCACUUCUUUUUUAAAGCGGUCAACGAAUCUGGCUUACAGAACUGGUUUAUUGUGUUUGAAUUAGAUGUGUUUUACGCUCAUGAAAUAUCUUUAUCGAUCGAAGGUUUGUUUAUAAGUACACAUAGACUUGUCAGUAACGACGUACCAGUAACAGCAGCGCUCCAUAAUCUAGGGUUACCAGGUGGCACUACCCUAUGUGAAAAUCAAGCGCGCGCGUAACGUUGGUUCGAAGAUCGCGAAAAUGUCAAAUAUAAUAGUUAUAGAAUUUUUGCACGGGAUCGUUUUUUGUGCAACGUAUUCGCACUAAGACAAAUGCAGACAUUUUUUAUGAAUGGUGGCUUCAUCUAUAUAGUCUGUUGUAGCUUGCUUUCUAGUGGUUGCGUGUUAAUUUUUUCGCAGAAAAAAAACCUCAACUUGGCUAUUUACCACACCCGUUCAACAAAACAUCCUAAUUGUAAGACUGGCAGCUUUGCUCACUACACGAAAUCGGUAUGUAGUGAUUCCGUUAACUUCGCCUUCGAUACACUCGUGCCCGUGACACGGAUGGGAUAAGAGACCGAUUAGUUGGUAUCGAGCCGCCACAUGUUGUUAGAUCCGGCACCGGGCCGUAGGCACUGCUACUGAUGUUACAGGCUUUACACUCAAGUGGUGGCGGCGGCAAAAAAAAA
Molecule: messenger RNA, 2974 nt
Organism: Varroa destructor (honeybee mite)
Lineage: Eukaryota; Metazoa; Arthropoda; Arachnida; Mesostigmata; Varroidae
Product: TOM1-like protein 2
Biological process (GO): signal transduction
Cellular component (GO): membrane; endosome
Molecular function (GO): clathrin binding; ubiquitin binding; phosphatidylinositol binding
Source: RefSeq, a predicted model, not a curated record